This is a messenger RNA of Corticium candelabrum, 1213 nucleotides long. Its product is annotated as coiled-coil domain-containing protein 9B-like. The record is from RefSeq and is a predicted model, not a curated record. The transcript has 5 exons. NCBI's taxonomy places the organism in Eukaryota, Metazoa, Porifera, Homoscleromorpha, Homosclerophorida, Plakinidae. The coding region runs from base 135 to 992 and encodes 285 amino acids.
UGGAUUCAAUUACCUUGCUUUGUUGUGUGAUUUCGUUGGACACAGAAAAUCCCCAGUGUGUCUGUUGUUCUAGUUAGAGAGAUACAUUGAUUGUGGUGCAAUUUGGCAACUAGUUUCAGUAAGCCAAUGUUGCCAUGGAUAUCGAAGAAACAAUGAGGCAAAGGAGAGCACAAAAUGAGGCUAUAAUGCGUCGUCAUUGGGAAAUACUGGCAGAGGAAGCAGAAAGCAGAAAAGAGACACAGAUACACGAUAAUGUAGACUUGUCGCUGUAUUUGAUGACUGGUCGUGAACGGCUGCAGUAUAACAAAUGGAAAUCAGAUCGAGAGGGCAUUGACGAACAACGCAUGUCCAGACAGACAGCAGACUCAGGUAAGUGGAUUCGAGAAUGGGAUCAAGGUAAAGGUGGUUGUGACCGAGCUGUAGAGAGGCCAGACUUAUCCGAUCAGGUAAAGAAUCAAGUGGAAAUGUAUCCACCUCACACAGUGGGUGGCAGACAUCAUCGUCAAUUGGCUCCACUACCAAUCCAACUUCAGAAUUCUAUUUUUCAAGAUACCCGGAAGGAAUUUGUCAGCGGUCGAGGUCGUGCUCGGAGUCAAGUUAAACUAACUGACACAAAUUGUGCCUCAGCUCUGACUGGUAAAGAAGAAAUUGUGUCUGGUAGAGGUCGUGGUCGUGGGUCAGUGGCAAUGUCACCUUUAUCUAUACCUCCUCUAGUCAGUCCAGGAGUGGCCAGAUCACCUUCAUACGUACCUCCUCUAGUCAGUCCAGGAUUGCCAAAAUCGCCAUCCAUACCUCCUCUAGUCAGUCCAGGAGUGCCGAAAUUACCAGUGGGAGGAACAUUUGCAUUUGAAGGGCAAAAUAAUGAUGUUGAUCUCAACUGGGCAGACUCUCUUGCUCGUCUGGACAGCUUGUCUGAUGAAUUUUCGUAUGGUAGUUCAUGGGCUGAUCUUCCAACACCAACGUUGCUUAGACGGGAACCACCAACAUUUUGAUAAUUUCAAAUGUGUUGUGGGUCAUUACAGUUGACAAGAUUUGUUUAAUUCUUACUGCCAUUUAUACUGAAUUUUUAACUCGUUAUUUGAGAAUUGGUACAUCAAGAAACAUAAGCCGAUCAUAUGCAUGUUUCCUGUCCUUCUGACAGUUGCUCAUAGCUGUGUACUUGUGUUGAGGUAGAAUUCAUUGAUUCAAUAAGCAGCUAAUAAUAAACUUAUAA